Messenger RNA from Gekko japonicus, 1314 nucleotides. It is a transcript of the gene LGALS9, whose product is annotated as lectin, galactoside-binding, soluble, 9. Gene Ontology annotation, biological process: positive regulation of gene expression; negative regulation of type II interferon production; negative regulation of CD4-positive, alpha-beta T cell proliferation. The coding region runs from base 44 to 934 and encodes 296 amino acids. Gene Ontology annotation, cellular component: cytosol; nucleus. Gene Ontology annotation, molecular function: carbohydrate binding; galactoside binding. The record is from RefSeq and is a predicted model, not a curated record. NCBI's taxonomy places the organism in Eukaryota, Metazoa, Chordata, Lepidosauria, Squamata, Gekkonidae. The transcript has 9 exons.
CCCAUUUACGGGUCCCAUCUAUGGUGGCCUCCGUGAUGGGCUGAUGGUGACAGUCACGGGAAGGGUGCUUCAUCAUUGUACCAGAUUCCAUGUCAACUUCCAGUGUGGUUCUGCUCAGGUGCCUCAACCGGACAUUGCUUUCCAUUUCAACCCUCGAUUUGAUCAGGGUGACUGCAUGGUCUGGAAUUCAUUUGAAAGAGGAUCUUGGCAACAUGAGGAACGCCAGUCCAGCAUGCCCUUCCGCAAGGGCCAGCCAUUUAACAUCCGCUUCCUGGUCAAAAGCAGCUCCUACAUGGUUGCUGUGAAUGGGAAGCAUUACUUGGAGUUCAUGCACAGAAUCCCCAUUUCCAGAGUGAACACCAUUGCUGUCUCGGGGGACCUGGAGGUGGCUUCCAUUAGCUUCCAGGGCCCUUCUACUCCAGAUAUUUGGACUGCUCAAGCAGCAGCAAUGACGAAUGCUGCUUUCCCGCUGGGAAUGUGCUAUAAUCAGAGUGCCACUUUCCCACCUGGGCCAUAUUUACAGCCACAGAUUUACUCUGUCCCUUAUCAAGCUUCACUCUUUGGAGGCCUUUUCCCAUCCAAAUCUAUUAUGGUAUCGGGAACUGUACCUCCUGGAGCUAUCAGGUUCCAUAUCAACCUCAAAGUGGGGCCGGACACGGCAUUCCACCUCAACCCCCGUUUCAGUGAGCAGGUGAUCGUUCGGAACUCGCAGUUCGGUGGCUGCUGGGGGCCGGAGGAGCGCCACCUGCCAGGGGGCAUGCCUUUGCACCCGGGGCAGGCAUUCACUAUCUGGAUCCUGUGUGAGCAGGCGUGUUUCCGAGUGGCCGUGAACGGGCAGCAUCAGUUUGAUUACAACCACCGAGCGGCUGACCUCCGGAAGGUGGACCGGCUGGAGAUUGAGGGGGACGUUUCGCUGAGUGCAGUCCAGGCUUAAGUCAUCCAUUCUCCCUCCAGAGCGUUUGGUGUCAAGGGAGGGGUGGGGGGGUCGUGUGUCCCACCAGGAUAUAAACUGGUAGUGUCAGAAGGGUGGGAAUGUGUGCACUGCUUUAUUUCUUGCUGCAGUUAUCACCCCAAAUAAAAGAAAUGAGUUUAUUGCCAUCCCCUGAUGCCUGUGUCUGUGUGCCUGCAUCAGGAGGGAACCUGAAGAGCCUUAAACCGGUGAGGUUGUACCCUUUGACAGUCUUGGUUAGGGCCACCUCUGGCAGCACCAAGGCUGGUUUCAGGGGCCAGCGGCACCCUUGGGCAGCAGUCACCCACCACCUCUGGAACGGCCCACUGGCGACUCCCAAGAACGGCCUCUCCUGCUGCCAGGCC